Molecule: messenger RNA, 7107 nt
Organism: Cyprinodon variegatus (sheepshead minnow)
Lineage: Eukaryota; Metazoa; Chordata; Actinopteri; Cyprinodontiformes; Cyprinodontidae
Gene: rad18
Product: RAD18, E3 ubiquitin protein ligase
Exons: 13
Coding region: 96-1583 (495 amino acids)
Biological process (GO): DNA damage tolerance; protein monoubiquitination
Cellular component (GO): nucleus; Rad6-Rad18 complex
Molecular function (GO): single-stranded DNA binding; ubiquitin protein ligase activity
Source: RefSeq, a predicted model, not a curated record
GAGUGACGUCAGUCCGAGCGGGAGCUUAUUUAAUUCAGAAACAAAAGUGGAAUCCUUCUAUCUAUCCUUAGGCAUUUGCCAUUUCUCUGAAAAACAUGGCCCAGCACAUCGAAGAGGAUUUACCGCCCAACCUUGCGUGUUUAAAAAAUAUUGACACCCUGCUGCGAUGUCCAAUUUGCUUUGAUUUCCUCAACAUUACAAUGAUGACUAAGUGCUCCCACAAUUUUUGCUCCUUGUGCAUCAGAAAGUUUCUUUCCUACAAGCUGCUUUGCCCAGUUUGCAACUCACCAUUGACCGAACAGGACCUUCGAAACAACCGCCUGUUGGAUGACUUGGUCGUUAACUUUCAUGAUGCAAGGCAGCAGUUGUUAAAAGCAAACUUUGAAUCUCCUCCUAUAUCACCAAAGACCCCAGCUUCAGCUGUCAAAUGCAAAACCCCAAUUCAGAAGUCCCAGAAGUCCAGUAGCUCCAUUUUAAGUCACUUUUUCCAAAAGAAGCCCAGGACACCUGGUAAAGAAGCCCAUCAGGAUGUUAAGCUGGAAGAAGUACAGGAAACACCAAGCCGCAGCGUAAAGGGCUCUGACCUACAUUCUGGAACAGCUCAAAUGUCAGUGGUUAUAAAGGAAGAGCCGGUGGAUGCAGAGGACCCAUCUAUCAAGGUUCUGAUGUCUGUGAACAAGCAGGAUACAGAUUUUCACACCGGCUCCGAGAAGGCGCAUUCCUCAUCACCUUCAAUAGAUGUAAAGCCCAUACUCAAAGUUGAGUGUCCUGUGUGCUCUGUAAGCGUUCCGCAGCACUUUAUCAACAAGCAUCUGGACACAUGUCUUUCCAGUGGGGAAAAGAAGGAAAGCCUGAGGAGCUCUCAGGGCACGAUUGUGCGUCCCAUGGCCAAGGUAGUGUACAAUCUCCUUUCAAUGCAAGAGCUGAAGAGGAGGUUGAAGGACUGCCACCUGUCAAUGCAGGGGUCUCGGGACCAACUGAUCAAAAGACACCAAGAGUUUGUCCACUUAUACAACUCACAGUGUGACUCUCUGAAUCCUAAAACAGUUAAGGAGAUUGCAAGAGAGGUGGAGGCCAAUGAGAAGAUGAGAAAUCAGAUGGAGAGGAAAACUAGACCUGUAAUGGUUUUCUCAAAGAACCAAUCUGAGAAAGAGAUUGACGAAAUGCAUUCAACUUAUAGAAAGCAGCACAGCAGUGACUUCUCCCGGCUAAUUGCACAGGUCCGAGGCCGAAUGCAGACCAGACACCAAACAUGUGCUAAACAGGAGGGGAAGGUGGAGAAAGAAGAAGCCCAAGCAUCACAGUCUUCUGUUCAUGGCGCAGAAACAAACCAUGCUGUAGUGGUGAAGGUCGAAAACGUGGAAGACGAUGAAGAUUCGCCUGCAACAGUAUUAGGGCUGCCAUGUAGCCCCAGUGUCAGUGAUGUGUCCAUCAGCAGUUCUAUUUCAGACAUUUUUGGUCCAGAAUCUUCUCUAAACAUUGAAGACAUAGUGAAGUCUCCAGUCCAGAAGCGACCGUCCAGCUCCAGAGGCAGUAAUGCUGAAAAAUCACCUGGUACAGCCAAGCGAAGGCGUAAAACAUGAAGAAGUGUGUGGUGACUUAGUGUUAGAUGAUGUAAAGUGUUACUUUUAGAUGAUGUCGUGGAGAUGGAAAGUUUUCAUUAAAUUGAAACAAUGGGCACAUGACAAGCAUUUCUUUAACUUUCAGAUGUUGCUGUUUACUCUGAUUUUGUGUAAUAAAUUUUAUAGUAUUUUAUCAUAUUUUGUUUUCAUGUGUUCAGUAUUGAGCUGUUUUUGUAUUUUAUCAUGUUUAUUCAGAAAGACAAUGGCUGUAAAAUCAGUAUUUCAAGUAGAAUUACUUUGUAGUUGCUGUAGGUUUAAUUGUCAGAGUUAAACUUCAACAUUAUUCAUUUAUAUAAAUUUGCUUCAAUCUAAUUAUCUUUCUAACUACAGCUUUUCUUGCUCUGAAAAAGCUUACUGUUGGAGUUUUAUUUCACAGAAGUAUCUUUUUCCCUCCACUUAAUCCAUAGUUUAUUCCACUGUAAUUUGCAGCCUAUACCCAAAUAAAACAGCUGGAACACUAAGGAUUUUUCCAAAAGGCACAUUUCCAUGUUCUUUCUCUCAUCAAAUGUCCAUCUAUUUGCUAAUCUCUGACCUCCAUCUCCAAAGUCUCUCACGUGUUUUUAAUCUUUGCCACGGAGCCAUGCAGUACACAUUUCCAAUGUCAUUUGCAAUUUAAAAGUUUGCAGAUAAUUUGCGACUUUCAGAUUGAUUGUUUUCAUUGAACAAGAAGAAACCGAGGUCAGUUUAAUUCAAGAAAUGCAAAGGUUGUGGAAACCCCAAAUUAGGACAAGGCAAGAGUGUAAACUCUUAAACACAGGAGGGAGUGUUUAUGUGUGCGUGCACAGGAGAGUUGGCAGGAACUCGUCUGGGAGCCGACCCUGAUUGAAAACAGAGCUAGCCUGCAGUCAGACACAUGGCGGUCCGACUGCUGCGAUCCUGCUCAGAUAAAGCAGACACACACAUAUCAGUAGAUUUUAAUAGGAACAGAGGAAAAGCCUUUCACCCUGCACUCCUAUUUCCAGAAAGUCCUUUUCUCUUGCACUUUUUCAUUCGUAUUAUAAGCUGCACUGUAACUUUUUGGUGAAAUCUAAGUGACAUGACUAAAUUGUUUUCCCUGAAAGCUUCAGUUUGCCUAGCAGUGAAGCAUGGAGCGAUGUCAUCAAUCUUGCACAGCCUACUCUUUGGGAGAGAUCCAUAGAAUGCAUCAAAGCUGAAGUCACCUUAUCUGUCUGAAUCUUCAUGGUAUUGACAUAGGGGACAUCUCAUCACUCGUCCACCAUAAGGUUCAUUAAUCUCUGUUUUACAGUAUCUAAACAUGUAUUUUUUUCACUCAGACUUCAGCCUUUUGUGAGACAAUUGGCUCCUUCCAUUUCUUCAAGGAAAGUUUACCAAUCUGUACUGUAUGUCUUGGUGAGAGAUCAAUGUGAUACAGGAGAUCAAUGAUCCUCCCAGCUGAGUGUUCUUUAACUUCCCAGAUCUUUAUUUAAGCUUAGACUAUAAACAGCGAUGAGAAAAGGGGUUUGUCUCCUUUGUGAUUUCCUUUUUUAAUGUUUCAACCUAUAUGGCCCUGUGUCACUGUUCGCCCCUAAACCUUUGACGAAAAUUAGCAGCGAUAUCUGCAAUCAAAUAUGUGGAAUUACUGGAGUAUUUAUAUUGACAUAGUAGAGGAACUGUAUUAAUCAGCCACUUACCUGAGUUUUAGGAUGAUGGGUCUGUUUAAUAUCCUAACAGUUUAGCACGGCAAAAACUAUCUGAAAAUAAAUGUUUAGAAUAACUUUUAUUAACUCUUCAUUUGAUAAGUAAAUGAUAGUCUUCCAUUUGAAUGAGUAUUUUUGCUCUCAAAAAAAGCCAAUUCGAUGUUAUGCACUUGAAAUAAUUGAAUGCAAUUGUUUUUUUCUUAUUUUAAAUGUGCAUUGUCUUAUUCUAUUGGCGAAGUAUCUGACUUACCUGAUUAUUACAAGAAAAAAGUCACUUAUUUUAAGAAAAAUUGACUUCCAUUUAAAUUUUAGAUUAUUCAAAUCCGGGUAAGGACUUUAAGUGGACCAAUUCCAAGUUGUCUUUUGUUCCUUUUCUGUGUAAUGUGAACGUUCUGGUUUGUUUUGAGACAUUGGGCCUUGAGCAACAUUUUUGUAUCCUACUGUGGGCUCUUCUGAAUAUACAUCAGAUUCUGCCAACUUUUUUUCCUCAGUUAAUGAUCAUACAUGAUCCUUGCAUACCUGAUGCAGUCCACCUUUGUGUAAGCGAUUGCAUGUUCAUAAGAACUGUAAAGAGAGCAAGACUUGUAAAUCUGUGUAAAACCAAUCAGUGGGGAAUAAAUUAGCUGCAAAUGCUGUGGUUGCAUUGUAACAGAAGUAAAAAUGGAAACAAAAAAAUUUGAUCUUAAAAUGGUGUGAAAGACUUGUCCAUUAACCAACGCAAAGCAAUAUUCUGGAAAAAUCUUCUGAUAUACAUAAACAUGUUCACCAUGUCUGCAUACUGCCAUCCCCUCAUCGCACUCUCCAUCUCUCUCAUUCAACAUAAAAAUGUUCAAACUAAGUUCUUAAAUUCAGACAGACCAAAACCUUCCACACUGAGACUAGGAAAACAAAAUAUCACUUUUACUUUUAAUAGUUUUGUGUAAUGAUAAAUUCAAGAUUGUGCCCAGAAGUAAACUCAACGCAUGUUUUACCUUUAGACUAAGACAUGAGCGUUUCAAGCACCAAUGCUGAAUUUUCUGCUCCAGAUGUUAAUAGUUUGAUCUGCCCUCAUUGAUUGUUCUUUCUUUUGACGAAAUGACAACAAAUUAAACCCUGGAUACUGACAUGCCAGCUGCAGGUUUUGUGACGGAUAGUUCUGUCAUUAUCAAAUGGACCUCUAAAAAAAACACAUGUAGUCAUUUAGUGAAAAACUAGGUUUGGAUAACAACUGACUGCGCAAGACUCCUACGCCAAGUCUUACGCACUCAAAUUUGCUCAUACCUGAGAGAUGUUUAGAAAUAGAAGAAACGUUUCGAAUGUAACAUUUUAUCCUAAAUCACUCAAUGAUUUACAACAAAUUUGUUCAUACGAAUGCUUCUAGCAUAAGAGGAGCUCCUUGAGUAUUUUGUUUUAUUUGACAGCAAAAUUCAGACUUCUAUUUAAAACAAUUUAUAUUUCAGAUAUUGAGGUGUCAAACCCCCCCCCACCCAAUCCAUCACAUUACUACGUAUGUUUUUUUCUGAAAUGCAGUUACCUGAACACACUCACCUUUAAAAAAGAUCUAUCUUUGUCAUCAGUCCGAAAGAUAUUUUCCAAAAGUUUUAUGAUUAAGAUUUUCCUCAGGCAUUUAUGUUCCUUCUACUCAGCUGUGCUUUUCAUCUGGGAACUCUGCCAUGUGGGCCCUAGUCUCUUCCUGACAUUAACUAAGGCAAGAGAGGACUAAGGUUCAUUGGACUCAUACUGUGGACCGUUUUGUGGCCACCCUGAAGAUUUAUCACAGCGCACUUGGUAAUUUUUAUGGCCAUGUGCAAUAGGAUUUUUUUCCCCCUCUUAUAAGAAAACUGCUUAAUUUUAAGACUCCAGUAUGUGCAAGCUAGGGUGAUCUUUGUCUAAUGUUAAAGUUGUUGAAAAUCUUGAAUAUUUACAUAAAACAAACAUAUAGCAUAAAUCAUGAAGGGUGCCUGUACGUUUUUUUUUUUAUUUACAAUUGUGUUCAUUUAUAUUUACAGUUAAAAUUCUACUCUAGAAUACUGAUAUCUGUUUAUAGUGCUUUGCACUUUCUAUUCCUUAUAUAAAAUCUUAACAUUUUGAUUUCCAUUUCAUAUGUAAAACCAACACAUUAGUUUAUUACAAAGAAAUCAGGAAGGUUUGGUGGACCUUUGCAUUACUAUAUUUAAUUGACAACCCUAGAAGAAAACUCAUAGAAAAAAUGCACUGCAAAUGGCUUUUAAACUCUCUUCUGUUAAACCUCUGUUAAGUUAUGAAUCAAUAUCUCAGGUUUUGAACAUCUCAGAGCGCUGUAUAAUCCAUUAUCUGAAAAUUAAGAGUAUGGCUUCAGCAAGACAAUGACAUAUACCUAAACUGAAAGGCCAAACAAGGAAAUCACGAGAAAGUAUUUGAAAAGUUCCACUAUUCAGGUUGGACAAGCUGUUAAUAGGACAUGAAUUGACACUGACAAAUAUGGUUUUUUUUUGGUAACGAAGAACAAGAAAGGAAAACAGUGACUGAAAUAGAUUUAAGACUGGGGCAGAGGUUCACUUUCCAGAGGGACUGCGACCCUAAACGUACAGCUGCAAAGCUUAGAUCAAAGUUAAGUCAUAAACCGAUCAGUCUUGAAAAUUAACGUUCAAAGAUACAGUUGAUCUCAUCUGAUUGUGCUGUUUGGUAAAAGAUGGGGAAAAUAUUCUUCGAGUCUUUGAGAUUUUAACUUGACAAAUUGUGUAGACAUUUCAGCGGGCAUGAGUACUUUUAUCAGAAAUAUUUUCAACCAUAAACCCAAGUUCUAUAAAGGUAUUCAAGGUAUAUUUGAUUGGCAAAAAUUGUAUAAAAGGGAAGUAAUUCCUAUUAUGACUCCACUGAACUCCUAAAUGUGAAUUAUUGUCUCUUGAAGUGUUGUAGAGAAGUUUAAAUCCAAUCAUUUUGGGCAUGCAUAUAAUCAAUUACGACUUUUUAAUGAUUUAUUUGAUCUGCUCCUUUCUCAGAUUGGAAUGAUAACACAGUUCAGCUUUAAGCAGACAGAAAAAAAACAAGUUUGCAUUUAUUAUUUUUUUCCCCCAUCUCAAAAUUCUACAAUAUAAAUCAACUAUAAACAUAAAGCCAUACUAAUACUUGAUUAAAUGUCUUUUGGAAAGUUCUUUUUAAACUUCUUGUUUUUUUACAGCCAUAAUCUUGGCUGCCUUUUUGACCACUCAUUCAGUCAGAAUCGGUGAAGGGGGUUAGUUUCCUGGCCGGAACCCGACCUUCAAGCAAAGUUCAUAAAUCUUCAGUAUGGUUUGAGUCUUGGUCUUUAAAAAAUAAGCUAAAUCUUGGCCUGUUUUGUUGAGUCCAAAUUAAUUUGAAGUGUGCUUGUUAUAACUGUACUGAACACCUAAACUGUCUAAGUUAAAGUCUUCUCUCCAAGCUCAUCACCCUCGUAUGCAAAGAUGGUUCACAAUGUUCAAAACCAAACCAGAAACCAACCGCACUCAUGUUAAUCAUGCACCGGAAGAUGCUAUAGUAUCAAUGUCAGUAUCCACAAUGAAAUCUGUUCAACACUUGUUUGACUGGAAAAUUUCUGGUCAGAAACGAACAAACUGCUCCAAAAUGAACGUCUUCCAGCUUAACUAAAAUGCGUAGUUACAUCAACAGCCCAGUUGGACACGCAGAAUGCCACAAAUUUAGAUUGGAUAAAAGUCUUCAAAACCUAAUAAUAGUGGUAUGCUGGGAUUCUGUUUUAAAACCAAUGGCACAGGUACAUUCAUACAAAAAUUAUGUUAUAGGAGUAAUAUCUUAAAAAUGUUUGACUCCACCUCAAACAAACAGAUAUACAGCGUCAGCGUUGCAAUGACCCAUUUGUUUGCUGAUCUCUGUCUGCAUCCUGUUUUGGUCUU